Molecule: messenger RNA, 904 nt
Organism: Pyricularia grisea
Lineage: Eukaryota; Fungi; Ascomycota; Sordariomycetes; Magnaporthales; Pyriculariaceae
Exons: 2
Coding region: 164-904 (246 amino acids)
Source: RefSeq, a predicted model, not a curated record
UCUAGAAUAUUCCUGAGUCACGAAGCAUCAAAUAACAGACAAUUUCAUCUCGCAUUCUGCGAUUCUGCGGCACUUUAAUCCAGCCCUGAAAGAGGGGAAACACCCACAGACACCUCUCUCAUUAUCUUCCUGAUCAGAGUGCCUCACGUGACGUCCCUGGAACAUGCCACCAUCAAACAAAAGGAGUAGCGAUGGGGCUAAGGGCAGCUUUACAACUGCUCAACAGCCGGCGGCAAAAAGGCCUCGUCUUGGUCUACCUGUAGACCCGGCGAAUCUCCCCGAUGGACCCUGGAAAAGGAAAUUGACCAAGGUGAAAAAGGAACUCUUUCAUCAAAAGAAGGUAGAAAAACAGUAUGCCAAGGUCAAAGCCCGGUACCAGCGACAAAAGGAAGAGCAGAAAAAGGUCGCUGCAGGCGACGAAGUCUAUGUCCACCCGGACAGGCAGAUUCAGGCAGUAGCCACUGUAGGCGAGCAGGGCACAUCGAUCGAGGACGGCGCUGUCCAAGCCAAUGAAGAGAGUUCUGCGGCUGCAGUCACAGCAACAUCACCACCACCACCACCCUCGCCUGACGUGACGGCAGAGGACACGGUCAUCCAGAAGGGCAAACAUCGGGCAGCACCUACCGGCAGCCGUCAGCAGUGUGGGAAGCCGGCCUACUUCCAAAAGGAGCUGGCCGAGGCCGAGGAGCACAAGAGGGCUGCUGCCGAGCGCGAGGCGCAGGCCAAGGCCCGCGAGGAAGAACGCGCUCGCAAGAUUGCGGAGCGCGACCGGUUGCGCAAGGCCAUGGCCAAGGCUAGGAAGCCAUCGGCGAUGCCUGGCCGCCACGGCGGUAGGGUGAAGCUAGGCCGUGAGAGUGGAAUUUUACUCGACAAGGUUAAGAAGAUGGUGGGUCAGCAAAGGUGA